AUGACGCUGGAGCUCUUGGAGGUAGAGAAUUUUCUCAGCCACGCUCAGGAGAAAUCGUACACUUGCAUGGUUUGUGGGGACAGUUUUAAGCACAAGGGCAUCCUGGUGGCCCACCAGAAAUACCAUAAGGAGGAGAUAGAGGCUGAAGGCUGUGAGAAGGAGGGCAACUCUGACCAGGCAGGAGAGCUGCAUGACCAAGAAGCCAUCAGAGCUGGACGGGAGGCCAGUGGGGAAAGCCAUAGCAAGCACAGCACACAGAGUGAUCCUGAGAGAAGGGAGAAGCCCCAUGCCUGCACCGAGUGCAGAAGGAGCUUCAGGAUGAAGGCGGAUCUCACCAAGCACCUCCAGACUCACAUGGGUGAGAGACCAUUCCCCUGUACUAACUGUGGCAAGAGGUUCAUCACCAAAUCACAACUCAAGGAGCACCAGAGGACCCACACGUGUGAGCGGACGUACAAGUGCCUGGACUGUGGAAAAAACUUCACCCAGAAGUCCCAGCUCAUUGUGCACCACUGGAUCCACACGGGUGAGAAGCCCUACCAGUGCCACAACUGUCAGAAGAGCUUCGUGGACAAGUUACAGCUGGUGGCCCACCACUGGAUCCACACGGGUGACCGUCCUUUCAAGUGUGGGGUGUGUAGCCGUGGCUGCCACCAGAAGAUCACUCUCGUCAAGCACCAGCAGGUCCACAGCACCAAGGGGGCCCAGCGGGACAUUGCCAGGGCCACAGUGGCUGAAUACACUCUGGCGAGGGAGAAGAUCUUCCACUCCAGUGCCUGUGGGAAGGAGUUCAAGAAGAAGUCAGUUCUGGUGACCCACCAGAGGAUUCACACGGGGGAGGAGCCCUACCCCUGCCCCACAUGUGGGCGGUGGUUCCGGCAGAAGAUCCACCUCGCCCGGCAUCAGCGGACCCAUGAGCAGCCUGAUGCCCACAUCUGCGGAGCCUGUGGCCGAAAGGUCGGCCUCAUGGCCCACCACCAUGUCCGCAUGCGGGAGAAGGAGACCCCCAGUGCCCCAGGGGGUGGGCAGCCCCCCACUACCCUUGGUGGUACCCACACCCGUGGACAGUGUGGGAAGUUGUUCACCAAGAAGGGCAACCUGGUCAACCACCAGCAGGCUCAUGCUGAGGGCCGGGGUCACCACUGUGGGGUUUGUGGCAAGGGCUUCGCCAAAUGGGGGGAGCUGACCAAGCAUGAGCGGACCCACACCGGGAAGAAGCUCUAUGGGUACGGGCAGUGUGGGAAGCGCUUCGCCCAGCGCACCCAGCUGGUCACCCACCAGCCCAUCAACACCAGUGAACGGCCCUACCCCUGCAGUGACUGUGACAAGCGCUUCAGUGACAAGUCACGCCUCACCAUCCACUGGCAUAUCCACACCGGUGACCGACCCUUCCCCUGCCGUGAGUGUGGGAAGGGCUUUACCCAGAAGGCCCAGCUGGUAGUCCACCACUGCAUCCACACCGGGGAGUGCCCCUUCCUCCGCACCGACUGCUCCAAAGCCUUCAUUGACAAGUCCUGCCUCAUCGUCCACUGCCGUACCCACACUGGUGAGCACCCCUUCCCCUGUGCUGCCUGUGGCCGUGCCUUCACCCAGAAGGUCGCCCUCACCACCCACCACCAGGUCCACAUGCAGGAGCACCAGCUACCUCCAGCCCUCAUUCCCCUUGGUCCUUGGGGUGAGGAGCAGCCCUUCACCUGUGCCAUCAGUGGAAGAGGUUUCCACAAGGAGAUCGCCCUCAUCUCUCACUGGCAUGUCCACACCAAGUAUGAGCCCAACCGCUGCAGCAAGUGUGGGCAGGUCUUCCCUGACAGGGCCCACUUCUGGCUCCACCAGCCCUCCCGUGCUGAGGACCGGCCAUUCAAGUGUGCCAUGUGUGGGAAGGACUUCAAGAGGAAGGAGAUCUUGAUUAUCCACCAGCGGGUCCACACAGGAGAGGUGCCCUUCCAGUGUAGCAAAAACUUCUCAUAG
Molecule: messenger RNA, 1968 nt
Organism: Egretta garzetta (little egret)
Lineage: Eukaryota; Metazoa; Chordata; Aves; Pelecaniformes; Ardeidae
Product: zinc finger protein 585A
Biological process (GO): regulation of transcription by RNA polymerase II
Molecular function (GO): RNA polymerase II cis-regulatory region sequence-specific DNA binding; DNA-binding transcription factor activity
Source: RefSeq, a predicted model, not a curated record